Aspergillus versicolor CBS 583.65 is the source of this 870-nucleotide messenger RNA. RefSeq lists its product as uncharacterized. Bases 137 to 562 code for a protein of 141 amino acids. The record is from RefSeq and is a predicted model, not a curated record. The transcript has a single exon. NCBI's taxonomy places the organism in Eukaryota, Fungi, Ascomycota, Eurotiomycetes, Eurotiales, Aspergillaceae.
UGAAUGCCAUUCGAUGGUGAAUCGAAAGAUAUUGAUUCUCCCAAAACCGUUGUCGCCGUUGUCGCCGUUGUCGCGCGGCGGUAGAUCCACCCUCGAAGUUCUCUAGCGAAGAGAGCGAUGGGACAGACCAGCAUCGAUGGUGGACACAAUUAACAACCGCAUUGAGUUUCUGAAUAGAAACGCCAAAACCACUGGGGCUCUGCUGGUGAAUUCCGCCCCGUUGGUUGAGAAUGCGAGAAAAAGAGAGGAAGCCCAUGAGGCUCCAUUCACACCGUGCGUCUCGGCUCCGGGGCCCUCCAAUGGCCGCGAGACGAUUCCUCCCCCAGUCAGGCUUUCUGUCCUGUCCUCGCCUGGCACCUGCUCCUCCUCUCCAUCACCAUCACCCUCCAGCUGUCAAUUCCCCAUUGACACCCUCUUCUCACCCUCACCUUUCCUCUCCCUUCACCUUUCUCUCCCCCACCUUCUCUCUCCCUCCCCCUGCUACCACACCCGCCUCGCCCUCCCAUCUCCUUUUAUUUCCCUGCCUGCGUGCCCUUUUAUGCAGUGCCUGUUUUUCUUUUAGCCGGUGCAAUUAGCAGUUCAUCUUUCCAUCAUCUCCGUUGGAUCCUGCUGUGGGAUAUUUCGCAUUGAUACCUUGGACAUCCCUGGGCUUUCUCAAUUCAGUGGACACCCUAUCUUUUUUUAUUUUUUUGUUUAUAAAGCGGCCGUUCCGACUACACGUUUACGCCUCCGGUACUUCCUCUCCCCGAUUCCCAGCGAGAACCCCCGCUCUAACCAUCUUCCUCCUCAAGUGAGCAGUGUGUCAAGUAACGUUGACGUUCUCCGCCCACUUAAAUAUAAAAAUUUCGAACAUUCCCGAACAACUCAAGG